GAAGAUUUGGUGUUGAAAUUGAAGUGAACAUAACCUACAUAAUAUUUGGACGAUUUGUGACAAAAUCAGGAAAUUGAAGAAGUUUUGGGCAAUAGCCUGUUUUUUCUUUUCCGACUAUUGUAUUGUUCGCUCUAUCUAAUAAAUAAAUAUAAAAAUAUUGUCCAAUUUUCUAAAACAAAUUCAUUCCAACUCUGCUAUCUGCCAGCUAUCGUAGCAGAUAAGGCAGCUCUAGCCAAGCUCCAACACAUAAUAGCUGAAAAACAAACAACUUAGGCACCUCUAUCCUCUUUCCCGUUCCUUACUGGCAUGCAUUAUGAUAAGCAGGACAGUGCAAGAAACAAAUCGGCAGUGAUGAGAAAGUGAACAGUGCGGUUACAAAGUUAGCAGUGAACGGUGCGAUCCCAAAAGUUGCCGUGUCAAGCUGUGUCGAACGAGUGCGUGUAGGCAAAUCAUUAUUAACAGCGGAUUCGAAGAGAGUGAGGAAUUCAAUAAAAUAGUGAACAUUAUGGAUGAUGUCAUAAAUAAAAUGCAAAUAGACAGAGCAGCCUGCCUACAACAAGCAAUCUGUACAGCGGUACAGUCUGCUUCCAAAAAAGUUACAGAAAGGAAAGCAUCAAGCUGGGACAAAAUUAUUGAGGGCUUAGCCAGCAAUAAAUUGUUGCAACAGUACACAUAUGGAUCAUCAACGUAUGAUGCAGCAAUGUAUGGACUGAUGGUGGAUAGCAAUUGUAGCACCAAAUAUGAAGGCUGCAAUUCUGGCAUUCAAAAAAUCAUCAACAUUGCCCACAUAUUUCUUUCAAGGCUUCAAUAGCAUAGAUAAUAUUAUAAGGCUUGAUACCUAAUUUUAUUGGGAUUGUAAGCAGAAAUCGCUUGAUACUAGUCUGAAAUUAUUUGAUGAAUUAAGUGCCUACACCAUACAAGAUAAGGUUUUUGUAAGGACAAUCAUAGAAGAUAAGGUUAAUGUAAGGAAAAUGUGGGAGGACCUCUUAUUUUUCUAUUGAUCUAAUAGUGAACUUGUAUGUUAUACUAUUGCAAUGUGUAGUAUUUGUAACUUAAUUCUAG
Molecule: messenger RNA, 1062 nt
Organism: Nilaparvata lugens (brown planthopper)
Lineage: Eukaryota; Metazoa; Arthropoda; Insecta; Hemiptera; Delphacidae
Exons: 3
Coding region: 506-811 (101 amino acids)
Source: RefSeq, a predicted model, not a curated record